Pseudomyrmex gracilis is the source of this 5346-nucleotide messenger RNA. RefSeq names its product lysine-specific demethylase 4C-like. Gene Ontology annotation, molecular function: histone H3K9 demethylase activity; histone H3K36 demethylase activity. Lineage: Eukaryota; Metazoa; Arthropoda; Insecta; Hymenoptera; Formicidae. Bases 144 to 4520 code for a protein of 1458 amino acids. The transcript has 12 exons. The record is from RefSeq and is a predicted model, not a curated record. Gene Ontology annotation, cellular component: nucleus. Gene Ontology annotation, biological process: chromatin remodeling.
GCAGCGGAACGCGACGCGUUCAUCUGCAUCAAGAAGUUUAUCAAGUCGUGUUCAUUCAAUAAUUGAUAAAAGUUUUACAUACGAUGGUAUUAAUACAAGAGAGGUGAUUUCGGACGUGAUUGUCAUCUAUAACACGUUAAGCAAUGGUGAAUAAUAAUUCAAAAGGGGGAGUACCCCGCAUACAAGUAUUUAGACCAACUUAUGAGGAGUUCAAAAAUUUUACAAAAUAUGUAGAAUAUAUGGAAAGCCAGGGAGCUCAUAAAGCCGGUUUGGCGAAAGUAAUCCCACCGCCUGAAUGGAUUCCAAGAAAAAAAGGCUACAACCUAGAUGAUCUAGAUCUUAUUAUUCCAUCACCAAUUUGUCAAGUUGUUACUGGAAAACAAGGCCUUUAUCAACAAAUCAAUAUUCAAAAGAAAUCAAUGACUGUUAAAGAAUAUAGUAAAUUAGCCAAUUCUGAACGUUUUGCUACACCUCGUCACUUUGAUUAUGAAGAUCUAGAAAGAAAGUACUGGAAAAAUAUAACAUAUGUCUCACCUAUAUAUGGCGCAGAUGUAUCCGGUACUUUAACCGAUCCAGAAGUGAAAGAAUGGAACAUCAAUCAUUUAGGAACAAUUUUAGAUUAUGUCAACAAAGAUUAUGGUAUAUCCAUUGAGGGAGUCAAUACAGCUUACUUGUAUUUCGGAAUGUGGAAAACUACAUUUGCCUGGCAUACAGAGGAUAUGGAUCUUUAUUCUAUAAACUAUUUACAUUUUGGCGCGCCAAAAACUUGGUAUGCUAUACCACCGGAACAUGGACGUAGAUUGGAAAGACUAGCAAGUGGUUUUUUUCCAUCAAGCCAUCAGAGUUGUCAAGCUUUCUUGCGUCACAAAAUGUCUCUAAUAUCUCCUCAAAUAUUACGCCAAUAUUCUAUUCCAUGUAAUAAAAUUACGCAAGAAGCUGGAGAAAUAAUGAUUACAUUUCCAUAUGGCUACCAUGCCGGUUUCAACCAUGGAUUUAAUUGUGCUGAAUCUACAAAUUUCGCGACAGUUAGGUGGAUAGAAUACGGAAAAAGAGUUUUACUUUGUACUUGCAGAAAGGACAACGUUAAAAUAUCGAUGGAUACAUUUGUAAAACGUUUUCAGCCAGAAAGAUACGAACUGUGGCGACGUGGUGAAGAUAUUGGUUGUCAUCCUGAAGACCCUAGACAAACUGUCGCGUCAAUGCCAUCGCAUACAGAUCUAUUGUGCAACAGUAACAUUGAUCAAAGUGAGUUAUCGAUGCCAAAAAGUAAACGGAAUGUUAUUCACAAAAAGAAAAGCAUGGGCGCGAAUUCUGGAAUCGAUAUGGAAGAGCUUGUUAACCGUGAGGAUAUCCCUGCGAAUGUUAAAAAGGCUAUAGAAGAUAUAGAAUUGGAAGAAAUGAUGGAAGAACCGCCAGACGAGCAACAAUUAGAGGUUCUAGAAGAUAUUUGGUUAAAAGCUGAAGAAAUGGAUAUUGAAGAAGCAUCUGUGUACGAUGAUGGCUAUAAUCGCAAGAAGAAUAAAAAAAGAAGGAAAAACCAACGUGUGGUUAAAGCGAAAAAAUCAAAGGUAGAAUCAAAAUCUAAGAAGGAAGUCAAUAAAGCUAACGUGCAGAACACAGACAUAGUGGAGACCCAAAUGGAUAUAGCUUUCGAAGACUUGUCUCAGCACAAUAGCGAUGAAAUUCCCGUGCUUCAAGGAAGUUACAAUGACAAUAUUAUAUUAGAAAGUGAUCCUGCAGAUGAUCCUCUGAAGAUAGAAGACUCCGAACUUGAAAAAUCUAAAAAACCAUUGAAACAAGAUGCUAAUGUACAAUGUGAAGAUGUAUUUUUAACUGGCAUUAACGUGUUCGCUGAAAAUAUUGUUUCACAGGAUAAUAAGUUUAAUACGUCAAUAAACGAAGAGAAACCUACUGUAAAUACAACCACUAGUGGUCAAAUAACAAAUUGUACUCAUGGCAGUCAUCCAAGCGCAUUAAACAAUAUGUCAGAAAGAACCAACAUGAACUCAUCGAUGAACAUCAACAAUGAUUUUUCCAAAGGAAUAUCAGCAGUUAAUACAAAAAAGAAUUUAAAUCAUAACAUCACGCAAAAUACAAAGUUCGGAAUAUGUCCGAACGAAAGUACAAUAGGUAUUGCAACCAGUCAUGUAAAACAACAAUCCAAAUGUUUAAAUUACAAGAAUCCAGUGGCUACAGCGAAUUCAGAAUGUCCAUCAAAGGGAAUACAAAAAAGUUCUAUUGGUAAAAAUUUGAUAAAACAACCUCGACUUACUUUACCAGAAAAUUAUUAUUCGCGAGGAAUGUUGAACUUACUUUCUGUUAAAGAUCAGAAGAAUUUACAAACAACUAAUAUGUCAAAGAUGUGGCCUCAGCAACUAUGUACGUCUGCAUCGACUCCGAGUACAUGGGCGUUUCGCACAUCUUUGUGUAACGAAGGGCAAUAUAUCAGUAGUAAUAAUAAUAGUGCAAUCAAAAGUUCGCCACAAAUGUCUGGAAAUAGUUUUAGUUACCAGCUUCCACCUGGCACCACUAUUACUCAGGCUGCUUCUCAUACUUCUCAUACCACCUCGGAAAGACACGUACCAUCUCUUUACGGUUCCAAUCAGUUUGCCUAUAAAAUACCUCAAUUAGGUAAAAUGAACAAACAAACAUCAUCAAACAGUGUUCUCGUAUUUCCACUUUCCCACGUAACUUAUAGUACAAAUGCUAAUGAUACGAUCAAUCACGCUGCUAAUAUACUUCUCACAGAUAUUUUACCUGCGAAUAAUACGAAGCCAAACACAUUGAUACAAAGUAGAAAGCAAAAUACAUUAAAAACUACUAAAAAGGUGCCGCGUCAAAAGUCUCAAAAAGGGCCCACAUCACGCAAGAAAUCAUCGACGACAAAGAACAAUAAACCGAACGCUAACGCAUCUCUAAAUAUAUCCGGAAGUACCACCAAACUAACACAAGACAACUUAAUUGACUUAACAAGCAGUUUAUCUACCGUGGAUAAUAUGUUAUCACAAGAUACAAACAUACAGAGCAGUUAUAAAUUGGUAAAUUUAAAUACUCAAUUUCCGGAGAAUCUGACCGGUGAUACAAUGGAGCAUGAUGAGAGCAAAUGUUCAAAUACAUUCGACACAAUCGCAAAGUUUGCUAAUAUUGCACAACCGCAAGGUUUACAAAAACAAACAACAAGUUCUUUACGUUCGCCUACACAUAAGAUGAAACAAAGUAAGAUACCUGUCAGAAGAAAGCCGAGAGAAAAGGUGAAAAAAACUCCGACUAGAAAAAAGCAACCAAUGACUGUUGUCUCCGAGUUCGACACUGCAAAAGGUCAAGCAAUGCCAGCUGAAUCUAUGGAUGUUCCAUCAUGCAGUUCUCAGCCAAUAUCUCUAAUACCGGAACAUAUUUCCGACAUAAUGUAUCCGAGCGCACCGAACAGCGAUUUGAUCAAAGCGUUCAACAAUUACUGGAGCUCUCAGAUUUCUUAUUGCGCCAUAUGCGUUCCUUUUGCUUCGUGUGGAAGUGGAAACAGCAGAGUAAUGACAUCCGACUGGAAGUAUUGCGAAUCAACCGUCUUACCUGAUAGUACACCAAUAUGGGUAUCACCUGACAUCUUUGCGGCAAACUCCAAGGAACAAGCAGUUGAACAAAAUAAUACACUUUUGCGAUGUAGAGACUGCCACGUUACCGUUCACGCUUCUUGUUAUGGUAUAAGUAUUUUGCCUACCGAUCUCCGGAGUUGGGCUUGCGAUAAGUGCAAAGCUGGCAGAUAUGAUGUGAUGUGUUGCUUGUGCCCAAUGUUUGGUGGUCCUUUGAAACGAACCAGUGACAGUCAAUGGGCGCAUAUAUCCUGUUCGCUUAUGACUGGAGCCACUUUCAAAGAUGUUAUUAAUAAGGAUCCUAUUAAUGUGUUCUCGAUCUCAAAUAACUUAUGUCAUAAAACAUGUCACUAUUGCGGACAGUCUAGAGGAGCAUGCCUGACAUGUAGUCAAUGCACCAACAUGUUUCAUGUUUCGUGUGGCCUUAUAGUGGGUGCCACAUUUACCAUACCGACGAACAAUUCUGAACAACUUCAGGUAACAUGCAAUGAGCAUAACAAAGGCAAGGAAAAAAUUCCGCAGAUACGACAAGGAGAGAUAGUUUGGGCGAAACAUAAAAACACACGAUAUUAUCAAGCUCGAGUAAAAUCAAUCCAAGAUAUUUUCUUUUAUAUGGUUACAUUUAAUCAGGAUAAAAGUUUCAGCGAUGAUCUGUAUCCCUCAGAUAUAAUCAAUUAUGAUACCCGAAACAUACCUCCACUGGGAGCCGCGGUGACCGUAAGUUGGACAGACGGUAAAAAAUAUGACGGCAUUUUCGAAGGUACAAAUCAUCGAAUAAUGUUCAAUGUCGUGUUCGAAGAUGGCUCUCAACUCGCUUUAAAACGUCACGAAAUAUACAGUUUACAAGAGGAUAUGCCAAAAAGAGUGCGUUCUCGUCUGUCUGUUGCGACUGAAAUGAAGCACCGAUCUCAUCUUUAUGGCACUGAGGAUUAAACAGAGGCGCAAUGAAAAGUGAAUCCAAAAGUUGCACUUGACCGAGAUACAACUGUAAAUAAUUAUUAGAUAAAAGGAUUCCUCUUGUUGAUACCAAGUAUAUAUUUUGUAAUAACUUUUUUUUUUUCAACUAUUUACUCAAUAUUUCGGUUCAUAUUUAAUUUACAGUAUUAUGUCCGUAUAUUUAUGCUAUGUGUAUAUCGUACAAAAACUAUUAUUAUUAAUAACUAAUUUUAUAUCGAUGGAAUAAAAACCAAAUUUAUAUAUACUUGUAUAUUUUGACAGCACCGGUAAAAACUAUUGUGAUGCAUAUCGUGCACUGGUUUUAGAAUUCAUGAAAAUAUUUUUCAUUUAAUGUUGAUUAAACUGCAUAUACACAAUACAUUACAAAUGUGUGUGUACACAUACACACAUGUAAAAACACAUUUGGUAUAAGAAUAGUUUUAUAUCGCGUUUUGAGAAUUAAAAUCAAAAUAUUCUAAAUUCUUAAUUUUAUUUUUUUAAGAAUUCAACAUAAACUCUUAAAUUACAAAGGCAUUUCUUAAAAAAUAUUGUAUUUACAAUACUUUUUAUUGGUGCAAUCAAUUUAUGUUGAUAAUGCGUUUCGAGUUUUAACCUGAAACAUUCUACAUUUUAUAUACUCAGUACUUUGUAAACGUCAGAGUAUUAUGUAAAUCGAAAAAAACUUCAAUACGGUAAUCUAUAUAUAUACAAAGAUAUUAAUAAGGAAAACAUUAAACAACAUAGUUUGUGUUCAGAAAAAAAAUAUAUACAUAUGUAAAUUCACUUUUUAGUGAAUAAUUAAUAUUUUAACAAUUGAAGAAAG